CUUUCAGGUACAGCGCUAACUUAAAUCGAAAAGGAGGAAAGCUUCAAAAUUUUCAAGUCAGGAACGGGGGGAAGAGGAGGGCCACUACGGUAUUUUGCAGCUUAGCGCCCAGUCAAAGACUUUAGACAGUCCAAGGGGCCAGCGCCACAUUGCAUUGAAGUCAUCGGUUCUGACCAUGGCGUCCCAUGCCCUCCGGGCACCGACUUUGCCACGUUGCCAUUAUGGUGGCACAAUGCAGAGAAGUGCGCUUUCCAAAAGCAAGGUGCCGUCGCACACAUACGGUGGCUCACAGCAUUUGCGACAUGAGUCAAGCUUUCUGGGAGGUCCCCUGUUCGCCGCACAGAGUAAGACCGUGAGAGGUCCCAAACGGAGUGGCGGGAAAUGCAGGGCGGUUGCAGAGAACGGUGUCACCGACCCAAUUCUGCUGAGAGUUGCAAGGGGAGAAGAAGCCGAAAGGACACCGGUGUGGUUGAUGCGGCAGGCGGGCCGCUUUAUGGCGGACUUCCGAAAAUACUCCGAUAGGAUUGGCUUCAGGGAGCGUUCAGAAACAUCGGAGAUUGCUAUCGAGCUGUCUCUACAGCCGUGGAGGGCAUUCAAGCCGGACGGGGUCAUCAUGUUCUCUGACAUUCUUACCCCCCUGCCCGCAUUGGGCAUUGAAUUCGAUGUCAUCAAGGGGAAAGGCCCCAUCAUUCCGGUGCCAGUAAGGUCGCUCGACCAAGUAAAAGCAUUGCGGACAAUGGACGACCCAGCCAGCACCCUUCCGUUCGUGGCCGAGACCCUCUCUGCCCUCCGGAAAGAGAUCGACGAGCAGGCAACGCUACUGGGUUUUGUAGGCACACCUUGGACACUGGCAGCAUAUGCGAUGGAGGGAAAGGCGGACAAGCACCUAUUGAAGACCAAGACCAUCAUGUAUCAUGAUCCCGCCACCCUUCACGCAUUCCUGGACCACCUCACUGAAGCGUUGAUCGCCUACGUCUGCUUUCAGAUUGAGAGCGGGGCUCAGGUCGUCCAACUCUUCGAUUCCUGGGCGCACCACCUGUCGCCGACCCAGUUUGAGGAGUUCAGCCGGCCGUAUGCGGAGCGCGUUCUCCAGGCAGUGAAGGCGAAGCAUCCCAGCGUGCCCCUGAUUUUCCACGCGAACGGGGGGACCGGGAAGCUGCUCCAGAUGACCCCCCUGAGCAGCGACGUGUUGGGUCUCGACUGGAACACGGAGAUGCGGGAAGCGAGGGCGCUGUACGGGCCGAAACGAGUGUUGCAGGGGAAUGUCGAUCCGAUGAUCCUUCUUGCACCCGAGGAGGUAAUUCGAGAAGAGGUCAGCCGAACAUUGGCCGAUGGAGGCGACCAGCACUUGAUUCUAAAUGUUGGUCACGGGGUUAUCCAACAAACACCGGAGGAAGCCGUGGGCCUCUUCUGCCAGCUGGCACGAGAAAGCCACCGGGCCCGCACGCCUGUGUCCAGCUUAGGAUAGGCUAUAUAUCUGCCUGCCUGCUCAAUUGUUGCUGCUAUAUCCGUGCUCAAAGCUGGCUAGUCGUGCGAAAUUCGUCCCAAACAAGAAUACAGAUCCGUUGUGUUUGAGCGGCCCAUAUAGGCUGGUGUGUGUGGAACCCUGGUCAAUGCAAUCCAAAAGUAAACAGACCCGUUGUCGUUGGUUUUCUG
Messenger RNA from Klebsormidium nitens, 1656 nucleotides. NCBI's taxonomy places the organism in Eukaryota, Viridiplantae, Streptophyta, Klebsormidiophyceae, Klebsormidiales, Klebsormidiaceae. The record is from the annotation of a GenBank genome assembly.